GGUUCGUCGGUCAUCAGCUGUCGGUCACGCUUGUCACGUGUCUUGUGCCUGGAAAGUACUUGGAAAAAAAGAACACACGCAAAGGAUAUUUGAAUAACAGUCCUUACAACGACAUCUGCAGAAGUUUGCUCUCAUUUAUUUCCUCAUGCAUUGUCUAAAGCACUUACGAUUGUCCAACGCUAGAAUUUGUCUGACUAGACAAGCCGGGAACUUGCUAAGACCUGGAAGCAACGGUGAGCGUUUGUUCCGAAGACAGCUCCGCACGAGCGCGUCUUCGCCUACACAACAUCCGCAUUUUGAGCAGGUGGUUCCAGACCAGGGUACAGUGUACAGGAAGGGAGUGGGUUCUGGCCAGGAGGACCUGCUGUUUUACACAAUAACUCAAGGAGAGGAGAAGAUCUCUGUGUCUCAUUUCGUUAAUGCACUGCAGAGCACAGGGUUGGUUGCCUCAGACCCACGACUGCAGGACUGUAUGCAGCAGCUUGACCAAGCAGUGCAGGAGUCAGCAGGUACAGCAGUGAUGGAUCAGGAGCUUUUCAGGAAAUGUGCUGCUAAUAAUAUAAUACUACUCACUGAAGCCUUUCAGAAGAAGUUCAUUAUUCCAGACUUUAUGACAUUUAUAGCCAAUAUUAACCAGCUGUACUACAGUGCACAAAACCAGCAAGGUGGCCAGGUAGCAAACUACAUCCCACAACUGGCUAAAUUCAGCCCUGACCUGUGGGGUGUGUCACUGUGCACAGUCGAUGGUCAGAGGCACUCUGUAGGGGACACGAGGGUUCCAUUCUGUUUGCAGUCUUGCAUAAAGCCACUUGAGUAUGCUCUGGCAAUCCACGAGUCCGGGACUGAGAAAGUGCACCAAUAUGUGGGAAAAGAACCAAGUGGCGUUAAAUUCAACAAAUUAAAUCUAAAUGAGGAUGACAAGCCUCAUAACCCCAUGGUUAAUGCAGGAGCCAUAGUCAUCAGUUCUCUUAUAAAGCCUGAGGUCAAGAAGGCUGAAAAAUUUGACUAUAUGAUGGACUAUCUGAAAAGAAUGGCAGGUGGAGAGUAUGUGGGCUUCAGCAAUGCUACGUUCCAGUCAGAAAAAGAGACUGGUGACAGAAACUUUGCAAUUGGUUAUUAUCUGAAGGAGAAAAAAUGUUUCCCUCAAGGGGCAGACAUGAUUGCAGCACUUGAUUUCUACUUUCAGUUGUGCUCCAUUGAGGUGACGUGUGAAUCAGCGAGCAUCAUGGCUGCCACUCUAGCUAACGGUGGAAUCUGUCCAAUCACAGACAAGCGUGUGUUGAGCGCAGAGGCUGUGCGAAACACCCUCAGUCUCAUGCAUUCAUGCGGCAUGUAUGAUUUCUCUGGCCAGUUUGCCUUCCAUGUGGGCUUGCCAGCUAAGUCAGGAGUAUCUGGCGCAGUGCUUUUGGUAGUUCCUAAUAUCAUGGGGCUUAUGUGCUGGUCUCCACCAGUUGACCGUGUUGGCAACAGUGUACGUGGAAUUCACUUCUGUCAGGAACUGGUUUCUCUUUUUAACUUCCAUAACUAUGACAACCUGAGACACUUUGCCAAAAAGCUGGACCCUCGCAGACAGGCGGGUCAUGAGAGGAAUAAGGCUGUAAUUGAACUGAUGUUUGCAGCAUACAGUGGAGAUGUCUCAGCACUCAGGAGGUUUGCAUUGUCGGCCGUGGAUAUGGAACUGAGGGAUUACGACUCUCGGUCUGCUCUACAUGUUGCUGCAGCAGAAGGUCAUUUAGAAGCUGUUAAGUUCUUAACAGGGACAUGCAGAGUGAAUCCACAUGUCAAGGACAGGUGGGGAAAUACACCGCUGGAUGACGCUCUGCAGUUCAGCCAGGACAGCGUGGUGGAGGUGCUGAAGCAGUACCAGUGCAUUUACUCCCACACGCUCCUGCCUGAGGUGAUCAGCCCACAAGCACCCAACGGUUCUACGCUGGACGCAGAGGACCUCAGGAGCAUGGAGUUGCUGGAGGGGCAAAUCCAGGCAUGUAUUGAAUGUUUGCUGUGGUCAAUGUGUUUGAGGUCAUCCUCCCAAGCUGGCAGUGCAAAAGCUUUGCAGGAAUGAAAAAAUAAAUAAAUCUGCCCUCCUCUUCAGUUAUUAGAACUUAGGAAAGUAAGUAUAUCUGACUCCACAACCAUCUUUAACCAGGGAGCUAUUUAGUGAUUAUUCGGAUGAGCUGCUGCAACACUAUGCGGGCAGGAGGCGUGACAAUGUUCUAUCCAAGCAUGAGUGCAGAACCAUCUAUGACAAUAAUCAGCUGAAAUAACUUGAAUUAUUUUGUUUUUUCUAAUAAAUCACAGCUUUAAAAAACUAAAUAUGAGAAUAUGAGUGCCUACUGUAUGUCCAGGACGUUGCCCUUUGAUGAAAACCAUGCUGUCAUCAUCAAAGCAGCCUUUAAAACAAUGUAACGUGUAUCUUAAUUCCAAAAUAGGUUUCAACUAUAUAAAAAGACUGAAACAAGUUCCUCGUUCAUGUCAAAGUCUCCAUGAGCUGCUGAUUGUUCUUGGAAAAUUUAUGUGGAUUUCAAAUGUGUUGAGGGACUGAAACGCCUUUGUGCCAGCUAAAAAAAGGAAAGGACAUUGCAACACUUGUAGGGUAGUCAGUGAUUAUAUGCCACAGGGCCUGUAUCAAAGAUGUACCGAUAAUCAGUAGAGUACCAAAGUAUUCGCAAUAUUUGUUUGAGGUUUUGUUCAUUUUUCCAGUGCAUUAGGAACUCACAGUGAAGUCAUAUAGAGCCAAGUCAGACACCAUGGUGGGUCCGAAUCACAAAACAAAAAAAAAUGUUUUUUACUUUCUUCCUCUCCAAUCUC
Electrophorus electricus (electric eel) is the source of this 2808-nucleotide messenger RNA. The record is from RefSeq and is a predicted model, not a curated record. Lineage: Eukaryota; Metazoa; Chordata; Actinopteri; Gymnotiformes; Gymnotidae.